This is a messenger RNA of Cucurbita moschata (crookneck pumpkin), 1859 nucleotides long. Its product is annotated as chitinase domain-containing protein 1-like. Gene Ontology annotation, cellular component: extracellular region. Lineage: Eukaryota; Viridiplantae; Streptophyta; Magnoliopsida; Cucurbitales; Cucurbitaceae. Gene Ontology annotation, molecular function: chitin binding; oligosaccharide binding. Bases 86 to 1375 code for a protein of 429 amino acids. The record is from RefSeq and is a predicted model, not a curated record. The transcript is spliced from 8 exons. Gene Ontology annotation, biological process: carbohydrate metabolic process.
UGUAUAAUUUUCCUUUCUUUAAUUAGGUUCCCUCGGUCAACGUAACUGUCGCGCCACAGAAGCUCGUUGUGUUCGACGCGCCGUCAUGGCCAAGAAGCGGGAUCGCCAAGCCGUCUCGAAUCGCCGGCAAAACCAAGCCGUCUCUUCUGAUCAGCACCGCAUCGUUGGUGAUUCCUCCUCCGACCGGAGGCUCAUCAUCAUUUUCGUUGUCUUCUUUGUCAUUUCUCCCGCCAUUGCCGUUCUCGUUUAUCACAAAUACACUUCAAGUGGUGACUUUUCUGGCGCAUCUGUAUACGAACGGGGCCUUAUCAAGACUGAUAUCCGCUAUCAAGAAAUCUUAGCUGAGCACUCGAAUGUCGCAGAAAAUGUCUCUCGCCGUCAUUAUGAUUAUCCUGUACUUGCUUAUAUUACUCCCUGGAACUCCAAGGGCUAUGAUAUGGCAAAAAAGUUCAAAUCCAAAUUUACACAUUUAUCACCGGUGUGGUAUGAUUUGAAGAGUCAUGGUUCUCGCUUAGUGUUGGAAGGAAGGCACAAUGCUGAUCAAGGAUGGAUCUCAGAGCUAAGACUGACUGGAGAUGCCCUGGUAUUGCCCAGAGUGGUUGUUGAAGCAUCUCCUACGGAUUUGCUUAGCAAGAAGAAGCUGAAGAACAAAGCUAUCGAUCUAAUUGUAACAGAAUGCAAGGAAAUGGGUUAUGAUGGUAUUGUGCUAGAAUCCUGGUCUAGAUGGGCUGCUUAUGGGAUAUUGCGUGACCCAGAUCUGAGGAAUUUGGCACUGCAAUUUGUCAAGCAGCUUGGAAAUGCCCUGCAUUUAGAGGUUGAGAGCAGGAGAUCUAAGCAACCGUUGCAACUUGUGUAUGUCAUUGGUCCACCGCGUACAGAGAACCUAGAAGAGCACGAUUUUGGGCCAGAAGAUAUGCAGAGCCUUAAUGGGGCUGUGGAUGGUUUCUCACUUAUGACCUAUGAUUACUCCGGUCCGCAUAACCCAGGCCCCAAUGCACCAGUGAAUUGGAUUCGUUCAACGUUACGGCUUGUACUUGGUAUCAAGCGCAAUAGCCCUGUUCAACACGAGGCUGGCAAGAUAUUUCUUGGAAUCAACUUCUACGGCUAUGAUUUCAGCCUUUCUGGAGGAGGUGGAGCCAUCACUGGAAGAGAUUAUCUAUCUUUGUUGGAGAAGUACAAACCUGUUCUGCAGUGGGAGGAUAUCAGUGCCGAACAUUUCUUCUUAUAUGCUGAUAACAAUCAAAACAAGCACGCAGUUUUUUAUCCAUCACUGAAAUCAGUGUUCACACGUCUUGAGGAAGCUCGAUCCUUGGGUACUGGCAUCUCCAUAUGGGAAAUCGGGCAAGGUUUGGAUUACUUUUUUGAUCUUCUGUGAAAAGUCUCAGAUUUGCAGCGUUUCUUAGCUGCUUUUGAGUGACCAUCGUGAAGUUUUGUUCACUUUUCCACCUUUAUGCUUCAAUUCAUUUAUGGCUGAUGCAAAACUAUAUCCAUAUUGGUUCUAUAUUCUUAAGGAGCUGAGUAGUGAGCCAAUGUGUGUAAGCUAAGACAGGAUCUUCAUCGGAUUCACCAGGGGGGGCCUGGGGUGUCCAGAAUCUCCUCUACUACCCACCAGAAAAAGGGAAAAUCAUUGACUAUGUUUGAUGUAACAAACGAUAUCCAUAAUGUUGAGAUGCUAGAAUGGCUUCCAAUGUCCUGGAACAAGUUGUUAGGAAUAAUUAAUAUUAUCAAUCGAAAGAUUUUUUUUUUCUUUUAGAGUAAGAGUCUAAUUCUAUUUGCUACCAUAUUGUAUUUUAGUGAGCUCAAUUACGAUCUUGAUUAAUAUUUUUCGAUAAAUAACAAACAUUUUAUACUGUCGUCUA